CCUUCGGAAGAGGAAGUAGCGGGGCGCGGAGAGCCGGCGGUGACCCGGGUAACAGCGGUGACCCAACGACGGGAAGGUUACGGCGGCGGGUAGCUGCCAGCCCCGACCGGAGUUGGCUUUUAGAAUCGGGGCCAGCAGCCCGGGACAGGAGUCAGAACUGUUUGGAUUCAGCACUGCGAUCCCAGCCAUGGGUUUGUCUGCAUCUACCCCAGCCGUUGCAGUUCAGACCCCAAAUGCUUCAGAUCAUCAGACAGCUUCCCCGCCUUCAGGAUGUCCAAUGCAUGAAGGGAACACGAAAGGCUGUCCAAUGAGCACAGAGCCAUCGGACUCAGCCUGUGGGAGCACAACGAACUCGGUGCCUGCACACCAGGAUCGCGCCUACGAGUACGUGCAGUGUCCCAUCACCGGCACGCUGGCUGAGAACAGGGACAAGCUGGAUCCCUCCAACCUGAUGCCACCACCUAAUCAGACGCCAGCCCCUGAUCAGCCGUUUGCACUAUCUACUGUGCGAGAGGAGUCGUCUAUCCCGAGGGCAGAUUCAGAUAAAAAGUGGGUUUAUCCUUCCGAGCAGAUGUUCUGGAAUGCGAUGUUAAGGAAAGGGUGGAAGUGGAAGGAUGAGGACAUUAGUCAGAAAGACAUGUACAACAUCAUCCGAAUUCACAACCAGAAUAACGAGCAGGCUUGGAAGGAGAUCUUGAAGUGGGAAGCCCUUCACGCCACGGAGUGUCCUUGCGGCCCGUCACUGCUCCGGUUUGGAGGGAAGGCGAAAGAGUAUUCACCAAGGGCAAGAAUUCGUUCCUGGAUGGGGUACGAGCUGCCUUUCGACAGGCACGAUUGGAUCGUCAACCGCUGUGGGACGGAAGUCAGAUACGUCAUCGACUACUACGACGGCGGCGCGGUCAACCAGGACUACCAGUUCACCAUCCUGGACGUCCGGCCCGCUUUGGAUUCGCUCUCGGCCGUGUGGGACAGGAUGAAGGUGGCCUGGUGGCGCUGGACUUCCUAACCACUGCUUUGGUAGAGAUGCAAAAACAGCAGCUAGUUUUUUGUUUCCUAAGCAAUACCUUAAACUCUUUCCCCCAAACUGAACAUCACUCGUGAUGCCGCGGGAACGGCAGGUGGCUCGUCACACCUCCACCUCGCUUAGCAAAGGCUGCCCCGCACUUGCUCUCCUGCGUUCCAUUUUCAUCUUGCACUUGACCAUUUUAAGUCCUCUUUCCACUUGGGGAGGGGAGAAGCACACCUUAGUUUUUCCUUUAACUGUAGUAUUUCCUGUGCAUUUCGCCUAGAAAAGUCUGAACAACCUCUGAGAAAGGACUCGGCUUCAAAUAUGAAGAGAGGUGCUUUUUCCCUUGUUCUUUUCUCAGGAGUACAGACACGUGGACCUGACAGCCCUUGGGAUGUGCUCAGGAGCUUUGACCUGGGCCAGUGGCAGGUGUUCUGUUAGGCUUUUUAAAAAGUGGCCAGCGCUGCUCAAGUUCCUACCGCAGAGCAGGGAUCCUGAAGAAAAAUGCAGCCGCACGCUGCCGAUGCCCUCGGCCCAACCCGAGGUGGAGCUUGGCUCUCCAGAUUCGUGCUGAUGUGAAUUUCUCAGACUGGGCCUUCUUAGAGAAUAGGGGCGGCUCCCUAUGAUGCAUGUGCAUGGGAGUCUGUGUUCUGACUUGAAGUAUUUUCGUUCUGAUUCCUGUGGUUCCGAUAGCGAGCUCUGCUCCCCGCAAGCAGGUCUCACUGUCCCUGGCAUGUGACAUCUUAUCCCAGCCUCGAGUCCCAUUCCUGCCCCUGCCCGAAGCCUUCCCUCUAGCCCGGUCUAAUCUGGACUUGGAAGGUCUGGCCGAAGUCACCAUGCUCGGGACCCAUCCCGCCCUAAAACACGAUUUGAUUCCGUUGGUUGUCGCAAUUCACAAAGAGAGUAUUUUUCCCCGGUGUAGAAUGUCUGUAUCAGCUCGCCGUCUCCAUUCAGAUUUGUUUUUGAAGGGAGCUCUACAUUUGCCAUUGAAAUUCUUUGUACCACUGGCCCAUCACAGCAGCAUGUUACAGGUGACUGUUGGUUGUUCUGAUUGAAGUUUUAAUAAUUGCUCUUUUCAUUUACCCUGAAUAUUAUAAUGUUAGGAGAUGGACUUAGCAGUCUGGAGCGAUUGAUUUGGCAUGAAUUUCUUUGUCUGUUGUGUGGAGUUUUAAAAACCCAAUCACCUUAAAUUCUAUGGUUCAAAAUAUUUGUGUAUUUUAAAAUAAAAUAAAGCUGAUAGUUAACAA
Phacochoerus africanus (Common warthog) is the source of this 2253-nucleotide messenger RNA. Its product is annotated as holocytochrome c-type synthase. Gene Ontology annotation, biological process: cytochrome c-heme linkage. The record is from RefSeq and is a predicted model, not a curated record. Lineage: Eukaryota; Metazoa; Chordata; Mammalia; Artiodactyla; Suidae. Bases 188 to 1006 code for a protein of 272 amino acids. The transcript has 7 exons. Gene Ontology annotation, cellular component: mitochondrion. Gene Ontology annotation, molecular function: holocytochrome-c synthase activity.